UUCUAAAUGCAAAUUUAACACAACAUGAGUGCAGUAGAAUGAGCCAUUCUGAAACCAAAACGGACCGUUCUGAAACUAAAACGGGCCGUUCUGAAAUCAAAACGGGCCAUUCUGCUGUUAGAACGGGCCUUCUGAAUUCAGAAUUCAGGUGUAUUGAAUGGACCAUCAAAUCAGUAAACCAAAAUGCUUACAUCAUGAUUGCUAUAACAGGCAAAAGUUUCUUUAGCGCUUCUUGUAUCGCAACAGAGCUGAUCAUGAAUAACAUUCUGAAGAUUGGGCGUCUUAACGUGAUUGGAGAUGUCAUUUUGUUCCUGGGAAAACUGUGUGUCAGCCUCUCAAGUGCUUUGUUUGCGUUCCUCAUGUUGGACACACACAAGUACAGUUCUGCUCAUAACAAGACCUCAUCUCCACUCUUACCUGUUGUGGUUUGCUGGGCUCUUGGAUACGUUGUUGCAACCCUUUUCUUUGCAGUUGUGGAGAUGUCAAUUGAUACCAUAGUUCUAUCAUUCUGCCAAGAUUCUGAAGAGCACCAAGGGACAGCCCAAUAUGCUCCACCCCUUCUCGUUGAGACUCUCAAUGACCAAAAUGAAAUGCAGAGACUCACACAAGGACCCUAAUUAAACAUGUCCAUGUGUAGUAGUUUUGCUAAAUAUAAUAACAUUUAGAUAUUUUUAUUAAGGUGCAUAUUUUUGCCACCCUAGUUCUGUUCUUACAUCACAUGUAUAUAUGUUUUGUAUACUAAGGUGGGAUUGGUGGGGUUGCCAUUU
Messenger RNA from Cajanus cajan (pigeon pea), 767 nucleotides. RefSeq names its product choline transporter protein 1-like. NCBI's taxonomy places the organism in Eukaryota, Viridiplantae, Streptophyta, Magnoliopsida, Fabales, Fabaceae. Gene Ontology annotation, biological process: transmembrane transport. Gene Ontology annotation, molecular function: transmembrane transporter activity. Gene Ontology annotation, cellular component: membrane. The record is from RefSeq and is a predicted model, not a curated record.